This is a messenger RNA of Sabethes cyaneus, 1386 nucleotides long. RefSeq names its product lachesin-like. Gene Ontology annotation, cellular component: neuron projection. The record is from RefSeq and is a predicted model, not a curated record. Lineage: Eukaryota; Metazoa; Arthropoda; Insecta; Diptera; Culicidae. The transcript has 10 exons. Bases 1 to 1386 code for a protein of 461 amino acids.
AUGAGCCCCACCACGGAAAGCCACACGGUCGGGGCCCUCUUACUCAUGCUUCUAGCAACGACGACGAGGGUCUCUACGAACACUGCAGUCAAAACAGGGACGGUACCAGCCGUGAACGUGGUCAUCGAAGAACCAGAAUUCACCGAUGUAAUAGAAAAUGUAACAGUGCCUGCAGGGCGGAAUGUCAAAUUGGCAUGCUCCGUCAAAAAUUUAGGAUCAUAUAAAGUAGCGUGGAUGCACUUUGAGCAAUCCGCCAUUCUAACUGUACAUAAUCAUGUGAUAACGCGCAAUCCACGGAUCAGCGUGACACACGACAAGCAUGACAAACAUAAGACCUGGUUCCUACACAUAUCAAACGUCCAGGAGGAGGACAAAGGCCGGUACAUGUGCCAAAUCAAUACCGUAACGGCCAAAACGCAGUUCGGCUACCUGCACGUUGUCGUGCCGCCGAACAUUGACGAUUCGCUGAGCUCGAGCGACGUCAUUGUCCGGGAGGGAUCCAACGUGACGUUGAAAUGUCGCGCCACCGGGAGCCCUCAUCCGUUAGUCAAGUGGAAGCGGGACGAUAAUUCUAAAAUAGCUAUUAAUAAGUCGUUAAGUGUGCUCGAGUGGGACGGCGAAUCGGUGGAGAUAUCGAAAAUCUCCCGCCUGGACAUGGGCGCAUACCUCUGCAUUGCAUCCAACGGUGUACCGCCGACGGUGUCGAAGCGAAUUAAAGUCAGCGUUGACUUUCCACCGAUGCUCUGGAUACCGCAUCAGCUGGUAGGAGUACCUCUCUAUUUCAACGUUACUCUGGAAUGCUUUACCGAGGCGCACCCGACGUCUCUCAACUACUGGACCCGGGAAGACGGCCACAUGAUUCACGAUUCUCGGAAAUACAGGACGGAAUCAAUGGUAGGGACGCCAGUGUAUAAGACACACAUGCGACUGAACAUCUUCAACAUUCAGCAGAGCGAUUACGGCACCUACAAGUGUGUAGCAAAGAAUCCUCGAGGGGAGACUGAUGGAACGAUACGAUUGUACAUAUCUACGCCUCCAACAACAUCACCAAGUCCAAUAACAACCGAAUUUCAACCAGUGGAUUACUGGUCUAGCAAUGGGCGCAAUGAUACGGCCGGUUCUCAUCAUACCUUCAACGGGCUAGGAAAUGGUCAGCAUCAUCCCAACUCGUAUUCCGUGCACGUGACUGAUAAAAAUUCUAAAUAUUCAUCCAAUCUGAACGAUAUCGAUAAAUCCGAGCAGAAAUCGUUCGAUUCGAAAGUCAUCUAUUGGUCCAGCGCAAAUGGAAGCAGUAAAGCUGCCUCGCAAACUUUACGCAACAUUCUGUCCAGCAUCAUCAGUUCAGCGCUGCUGGGUGCUUCGCUGGUGAAAUAUGGCUUUCACUAG